AUGUCCAAUGGAUGCAAUCGACUCCUUUGCGGCUCGGUUGGCUCCAGCUUGGUUCCUCAUGCCCUGACUUUCCGCACGACUUGUUGCCAAAGCGAACUCUCUAUCAGCCAUAUCGUACGCCUGGAGAGGCACCGAGUAGCAGACUCAAAAUGCUCUUGCGAAUCGAAAGCUAAACAUGUAUCUGAGGCCUCCUCUCAACACACCAUUCCUGAGAGUUCCUUGAGAACCGCACACAAUUCUUCACGCAACAUUUCACCUAAUGGUAGUUUGCAAAGAACAUUUCGAGCCACAAGUCACAGCCUUCGCUUGAAUAUUCGGAUCCAAGCUUUCCAUACGCGCUCGAGUUCGUCGCUCAAGAACUCGAAUAGAAAAUGUGGACCUGCUCCGACUCUUCCCAAAAAACCCUCACUACCUUCUCAUUCCACCACCUCUCUUCCCCAAUCCAGCCUUCCAAAGCGAACAAAAUUGCCAUAUCCUCCUUAUAUUAGUGUCGGGUCGCUCCCCGGGGAUAAAAUUCGAACUGGCAAGGGUGGGGGUCCGGAUAUAUCACUUCCCAACAGCCCGAUCCAAGAACGAGAAUUUGAGAAAGAGCGUCAGAGGAGAGAGGAGGCAAGACAGCUAGAACUUGAAGAGAAUAUUCGAAGAGAGCAGGAGGCUAGGGCAGAGGCACAACGCCAGCAGAAUCAACAAGCCCAAAGAGCAAGAGAGGAAAACAUUACACGCAAGCGAGAAGAAUGGAUGCAAAAGCUCCGCAAAGCCGAAGAUAUCGCCAACCAGCUCGAGGCGUUCCCAUGGAAUGACAAGGCCGACCUCCAUCUUUACUUGCAACGCCAUCGUUUGGUGGAAAGAGCGAAGCACCUCGAGUCCCAACUUAAGGAUUGGUACGGCGAAGGAGGUCUCAAUGAGCAGACUAGAGACAUUGGUAACUUGAUAUAUUUCAAUGCAAGGGACGCACUCAGUGACGAAAAUCUCGCGCCGAUCCUGAGAGAGCUCAAUGACACUGAGCUGUACUGGGCCUACUUGGGGAACCCAGAUGGUGUCAAAGAUGAGAAGCCCGGUGCGUCCGUACCAACGCGGACUAGACUUCGAUUGUACGAGAUCUUAUGGCUACGCUACCAAGUGAUUGAUACGGCCUGGGUGAUUUCAAUGACAUUACACGAUCUCCGACAAAUACGAAGGCUAAAGGCUCAAAUAUUGUGCUCUGCAGAGAUAUACAGCUACCAUAAACUCACCUACCCGCUUCAGCUACUUGUUAACGCGAUAAGUCUCAAUGCCGAGCGUAUAAUGCUGGACUACUUCCAUCUCAGACGCAUGUCGGGGCUUUUCUACAAGCCCUCAUCGCGACGGCUGACUAAGCUAUUUUAUGAAAGCGCAUUUCUCUUCCAUGGAGCGAAGCUGCGUUGGUUGAGCAGAAUUGCUAUCCGUGAUGUGCGACGCAACCUUGAAGAACUUGCGGCGUCCCCUGUCCAAAGGGAGCUGUUCACAAAACUGGGACCUUUGAUUGCCCACAACCGAGCCUUCGUGGGCCUCCAGAGCUCUUACAAAGGUCUGUUAACACUGCUCAAGAUCCCAUCUCGAUCUCCACCGGCUCGACUACAGAUGAAGAUUGAAGAAGCUCAUGACCAUCUCUCUGAUGCGCAACGAGAUAUUCUGCUUUUGACUGAGUUCGCUAUGCUCUGGUCUGGUGUUCGCAAGAUAUGUUCGGAUAACCAGAACCUUCAGCGGGAUUGUCAUGUGCCAACUCUGCAACUCAAUCCUGCUCCAGCAUCUUCGUUUCUGCCCCGUCACGUUGUUGCACGGCCUCAGAAUGCUGUUCAUUACGUUGCGCCCUGGCGGAUUCCUACAUCUCUCUAUCCUCUCGGUACAGCAAUCCCAAUCCACUACGUUCUUACGUACUCGGGUCUUCGGAUGGUGUUGCCACGGUUGACUGCCUGCAAGGUCCUGGGUUUCGACACUAUACAAACAGCUAAAACCCAGGGAAACCGCUUGGUUGAAUUUUUGAUUCUUGCGAGCGACCACGAGGUGGCGAUUAUCCAUAUUGCUUUAAUGAGCCAAUUGUCUCUCAUAUCAAAGGAGCCUUUCCUUGAUAUCAUGCCAAACUCUUCGAUUUUGAAGGUUGGUGUAGAUGUCGAAUAUCAGCGGCGAAUAUUGGCAGAUGGUCCUUCUAUUGAGUUAGAGGGAACUGUCGAGCUCCGUGAUCAUCUCGGCUGGAGUGUAUCCCCUGAAGCGGGAUCUGCGAGAGACCGGGCUGGGAGUAUCAUCUCAUCGAUGGCCAACCAAAUUUUGGGUUCCCCUUUACCCCCGGUCGACCUUUCGCGGGCACUUCGAGAUUUGCUUCUAGGAACGGAAUUUCGUGCCAUUAGGAGAGUUGGGUCAAUUGAACCCCUUCAUCUCCUUACACAUCUCGCCUCGCGUGCCUACGCUGCUUUGCAACUAUAUCGAGUGGCCGUCGGUGAGAGGCUCGGCCCGAUACCCAGCUCCUCAGUCCAGUCUAACGUCGAUGAACAUUCACUGGGUCCUGUUUUGGUCUACAGGCAGUCGGGUAUAAAUGAUGAUGGCCUACCCAGACAAAGAUCGCUUCCCCGCCAACGACUGCUCCAUCUAGCGAGCAUUGCGGAACACUGGGCGGCGACGACCUUCUGGGCUAAAUUACAUCCGAAAGAGUUUAAAAAGCUUUCCAGGCGAGAACAGAAGGUUAAAAGAGAAAAGGCUAUCAAAAAGCUGACAGCCUAUUGCUUGUUCACGACAUUUAACGAGAGAUUGGAUACAAUUCAGCGGUAUAUGGGGAUGCGCCUGGUCGCCACUGAGAUCCUUGCUAUUUCCGACGAGGCAAAGGUUCCCCUCCGUCCAAUGGACGUUGAAUUACUUGACAUCUGGCGAAGGAAGCGAGAGGAGAGCCUUCCUCAAAAUGAAGCGCAGGGAAAUGUCGGUUUUGGAGUGGUAUCUACGUCGCAUGCUCUUGGAAAGGGAGUCAAUACUGGCUCGCCAUUCUGGAAGUCCGGGUUGCAAGCACCCUGGCCGGUUAAACCAGUACUGCCCCCUGCAAUCAACUCUGUCGAAGCCACUCUGCAGCGCGACCAAGGCACAGCAACCUUCACCUCAUCUGAAGCCGGAGUCAAGUGCUUCUACCGCACAAAAGCCACCUUUACGCUGUUCAGAUCUGUCUGGCCGCGUGGACUCGCAGAUAUAUGA
Molecule: messenger RNA, 3192 nt
Organism: Cladophialophora bantiana CBS 173.52
Lineage: Eukaryota; Fungi; Ascomycota; Eurotiomycetes; Chaetothyriales; Herpotrichiellaceae
Exons: 3
Coding region: 1-3192 (1063 amino acids)
Molecular function (GO): nucleic acid binding
Source: RefSeq, a predicted model, not a curated record